Messenger RNA from Numida meleagris (helmeted guineafowl), 5671 nucleotides. It is a transcript of the gene RBL1, whose product is annotated as RB transcriptional corepressor like 1. Gene Ontology annotation, molecular function: RNA polymerase II transcription regulatory region sequence-specific DNA binding. Lineage: Eukaryota; Metazoa; Chordata; Aves; Galliformes; Numididae. The record is from RefSeq and is a predicted model, not a curated record. Gene Ontology annotation, cellular component: nucleus; chromatin; transcription regulator complex. Bases 243 to 3437 code for a protein of 1064 amino acids. Gene Ontology annotation, biological process: cell differentiation; regulation of transcription by RNA polymerase II; negative regulation of G1/S transition of mitotic cell cycle. The transcript has 22 exons.
CUUUCGUUCCGCGAGCGAAGAACCUUCCCUCGGACACGUUCGGGUUCCGGGACGGCGGCUCGAGCCGGGCAGCUCUGCCGCUCGCAACCCUCCGCAACACCGAGACAUCCCCCCCCACCAAGGCGCUCUCCCGCUUCCCGCCCGUUGGCGCCCGCGGCGCCGGAAGUGGCCGCGCCCUUCCGGUACGGAGCUUUUGGCGCGCGGAGCGCAGUGCGGCGCUGCGCCGCCCGGGCCGGGCCGCCAUGUCCCGUGAGGAACCGCUGCCCGAGCCCGAGCCCGAGCCCGAGCCCGGGGCCACUAUCGAGCGGCUGUGCCGGGAGCUCAAUCUGGACGCGGGCAGCGCGGCCGAGGCGCUGCGCGACUUCACGGUGCUGCGCGGCACCUACAGCCUGGAGGGGGACGCGCAGCACUGGCUGGCCUGCGCGUUGUACGCCGCGUGCCGCCGCAGCGUGCUGCCCACCGUGGGGAGCGGCCUGAUGGAGGGCAACUGCGUGUCGCUGACCCGGAUCCUGCGCUCCGCCAGGCUCAGUUUGAUUCAGUUCUUUAGCAAAAUGAAGAAGUGGAUGGACAUGUCGAAUGUGCCGCAGGAGUUUCGGGAGCGGGUGGAUAGGCUGGAGAGGAACUUCGAGGUGUCCACUGUCAUCUUCAGGAAGUUUGAACCGAUAUUUUUGGAUAUCUUUCAAAACCCUAACGAAGAAGCUUCGAAACCCCAACGGAGCAGGAAGCAGAGGCGGGUGCUGUGUGGUGUUAAGGAUCUCUUCAACUUCUGCUGGACCCUGUUUGUAUACACUAAGGGUAAUUUCCGUAUGAUUGGAGAUGAUUUAGUGAAUUCCUAUCAUCUGCUUCUGUGCUGCUUGGACCUGGUUUUUGCAAAUGCCCUUUUGUGUCCAAAUCGAAGAGAUUUGCUAAAUCCGUCAUUUAAAGGCUUACCAGCAGACUUCCAUGCAUCAGAGACAAAAGCCUUGGAGGACCCUCCGUGCAUCAUUGCCACACUGUGUGAGCUGCAUGACGGGCUUCUCGUAGAAGCGAAAGGAAUAAAGGAGCACUACUUCAAGCCGUACAUUUCAAAGCUGUUCAGUAGGAAGAUCUUAAAAGGAGAAUGUCUGUUGGAUCUUUACAAUUUUACAGAAAAUAACAAAGCGCUGAAUAAAGAGUACGAAGAGUAUGUUCUAACGGUGGGUGACUUUGACGAGAGAGUUUUCCUAGGAGCGGAUGCUGAGGAGGAAAUUGGCACUCCUCGGAAGUUUCCCACAGACUUGCCAGGGGGGAAAACAGCAGCGAGAGCUCAUGUGGAGUGUCACCUUCAGCAGCAUUUUGAAAAGAAAAGGUCAUUUGCACCUUCAACUCCCCUGACUGGAAGAAGAUACCUACGAGAAAAGGAAGCUGUCAUCACUCCUGUUGCUUCAGCCACACAAAGUGUGAGCCGGUUGCAGAACAUUGUGGCUGGGUUGAAAAACGCACCUAGUGACCUACUUAUGACUAUUUUUGAGCUUUCUUCUGGUGUUCUCCUGCAGGUCUUGUGCACGCAGCCCUGCGGAAAGCAUCAUGAACAGAGUGAGAGAAAUAGGAGAGACGUUCUGUCACAGCUACACUCAGCCAACAGACGAACUGCCAGGAUCUCAUAUAGAUUAAAACUGGCAGAGAUCUUGUACUAUAAGAUCUUGGAGACUAUAAUGGUACAAGAAAUGCGAAGACUACAUGGAAAGGACAUGACUGCUCUCUUGGAGCAAGAUGUGUUUCACCGCUCCCUCAUGGCAUGCUGCUUGGAGAUUGUGCUUUUUGCGUACAGCUCUCCUCGCACCUUUCCCUGGAUAAUCGAAGUGCUUGACCUCAGGCCGUUCUAUUUUUAUAAGGUAAUUGAAGUACUGAUUCGGUCUGAAGAAGGACUUUCCAGAGACAUGGUGAAGCACCUUAACAGCAUUGAGGAGCAAAUCCUGGAGAGCCUCGCCUGGACUCGGGAUUCGGUGCUCUGGAGUGCUCUCCAGGCUUCAGAAAACAAGGUUCCCACCUGUGAAGAAGUAAUAUUUCCCAAUAAUUUUGAAGCAAGCAAUGGAGGAAGUGGGCUUGGGCAUUUGCCUAUGAUGCCAAUAUCUCCUAUAGUUCAUCCUCGAGUAAAAGAGGUUCGGACAGAUCUUGGUGGGAAUUUAAGACGGGACAUGCAGCCAUUGUCACCAAUCUCUGUGCAUGAGCGCUACAGUUCGCCUAUGGCAGGAAGUGCCAAGAGAAGACUCUUCGGAGAUGACAGCCCCAAAGAAAUGCAGAUGGAAAAGAUUUUAAAAGAGGGAACUAAGUUGACAAUUGCUCCAGCAUCAAGCAUUGCUGCUGAAAACGUGUCCAUCUCUCCUGGGCAAACAGUACUGACUGUGACAACAGCAACAGUAGCGGGAAAAGCAGGACAGAAAGUUACUAUCCCACUGCACGGUAUCGCAAACGAAUUGGGUGGGAUCACAUUGAUACCCAUCUCGAUGAAUCUAGGUCAGGCACCUAAAAUAGAGCCUCAGGCUCCCUGCUACCCUCAGGUGAAUCAGGAACAAGAAGUGCAUCUCUUAUCAGGAAACAAACCAAAGAAAACAGGAUCCUUGGCGCUGUUUUACAGGAAGGUUUACCAUCUGGCAAGCGUGCGCUUGCGUGAUCUGUGUUUAAAGCUGGAUGUCUCCAACGACUUGCGCAGGAAGAUAUGGACAUGUUUUGAAUUCACGUUGGUUCAUUGUGCUGAUCUAAUGAAGGACAGACAUUUGGACCAGCUUCUCCUCUGUGCCUUUUAUAUCAUGGCAAAGGUCACCAAAGAGGAAAGAACUUUCCAGGAUAUAAUGAAAAGUUACAGGAAUCAGCCACAAGCAAACAGCCAUGUUUAUAGGAGCGUCUUGUUAAGAAACACUUCUGCCGAUGCCCUUUUGGACAGAAAUGCAAACCAAAAUGUACAGAUGGCAGAAGACUCAUCUGUGAGAACUGGUAAUUCCUUGGGAAGAUCUGCAGCAGAGAACUCCACUGAGUUGGGAACAGAGGAGAGAGGAGAUCUCAUUAAAUUUUACAAUGCGGUCUAUGUAGGAAGAGUAAAAUCUUUUGCACUGAAGUACGAUAUCACAAACCAGGAUCAUGUAAUGGAAGCCCCCCCUUUGUCUCCGUUCCCCAGCAUUAAGCAGCAGCCGGUUUCACCUCGGCGCAUCUCUCAGCAGCACUCUGUUUACGUUUCACCUCACAAGAACGGUUCCUGCCUGACACCGCGAACUGCGCUCCUGUAUAAAUUUAAUGGGAGCCCUUCCAAGAGUUUGAAGGAUAUCAACAAUAUGAUAAAACAAGGUGAACACAGGAGUAAGAAACGAGCGAUAACAAUUGAUAAUGACACCGACCCCCCUAUGAAGCGACUCUGCCAGGAAAAUGAUGACGUUCUACUUAAGCGCCUUCAGGAUGUUGUCAGUGAAAGAGCAAAUCACUAAAACUGCCAGUUUUCUGUGGGAUCUCGGAGCUAUCUCCAACACUUUGAUGCAGCUGUUCUGCUACUGCUUCCUUUUACGAUGUGGUAUAUACAGACAAAUGCCAUGUUUCGUUAACAUUGAACCUCUGACUUCCACGGGAUGCAGAGAGCAAGAGUUGGGUAGUAAGUGACAGAGAAUGGAAGGUGGGUUUUAUUCCCAGUGAACAUACUGUACUAUAAGUUACUCUCUUUGAGUUGUUUUAGGAAAAGAGUGAUCUGCAGGAAGCUGUGAUGGAUUUUCUUGAGCCUAAUCUAGAGUAUUGAAGUUCUGAGUGUAACUCAGCUUCUAGUAACCGUUUUAUUUGUAGAAUAAAAACAGUAUGGAAAUGAGUGAAGUUGGUUAAGUUUCUCAAGCUUUGGUACUUGAGGUAGAACCUUUUAAGUGCCUUAUUUUUAAAAGAAUGUGGAGUAACUGGAGAGGAGAACAGACUGAUUCAGUCUCAGGAAGAGUGGAACAGUUCUGAAGUGCGUGACUUGAUGUCCUCUGCUAUUAUCUCCUGUUAGAGCUUCAGCAAAGGUGUACAUUAUAACACGGAUCAGAGAGCUUCUGUGGCAAUAAUCAAGAAGUAGAAACAGCAGUAGUUUAAUUUGGAUGCUGAGAACUGAAAAAGCACUGAGAUACCUUUCUGAAUACUAAGUCUGAAUUACCCUUCUCCUAAGCCAGUGAGUGCUGUCAUGGGAGCUGCUCCUUUCCAAUGGGAAGCUUGGUUGCUGCCUUGCUGUAGAAGCUGUUGAUAUUGUAGCUUAACUACAAAGACGUACGAGUUGGUUACAGUUGGAAAAACAGCUUGGGCCUUCACUGCCUUACAGCUGUUGAAACGUGCAAAUUCAUUUACCAUAUUAUAUAUCUCUACAUUUUAUUUUAAGAUCUUACUCUCUUGUUGUGUAGUAUCUACACUGAAAGUAAACCCAUCGGAUAAGGUAUGUUUGUAUAUAGGUCUUUUAUAGCUACUAAAGGAUUGGUUUCAUUGGAAAUGCGUAACUUCCAGGAUCUGUUUCUUACAACUAAGUUGUUAGCACUGAGGGAUUUUAUAGGAUUUGUUUUACCAGAAUUGAAAAAGUUGAGUUUACUGUAAGUCAGUAUUUUGAUCUUAUUUCUUUAAAUGUAAUUAAGUUAGAGCCAUACAGAAACUUCUCAGCACUGUAUUUUUGUGUGUGUGUGUGUAUUAUGCUGGAAAAAAAUAGCAGUUCCAUAGGAUUUGUGCAAAGGGCUCUGUUCACUUCGUUGUUUGGUUUGUUUAGUAUGUGCUGCCAGGUCUGCUGUGCUGCACUUAUGGGGAAGAAAGCUUGUGUGAUCUCAGACAGCCUCAGCUAGUGAAUCUGGCCAGGGAACAUGGGGAGUGUAUGCAUACUGUACGUGUGCAGGGACCCUACUCAGCAAGGAUAGGAAGUUUACAGACCAGUUCAUUUUUGAACUGUUAACUACUUUGAUUUUUUAUUUCCAAAAAAAGGUGCUCAUUUCCAAAAGAUGUGACAGUAUGGAGCUGUAGUAUGGGGUAAUGGACACAGACAACUACUGUGUCAGUGUUCAGUUCCUUUAUUUUUGUUCAGUUUGAAUAUUUGUCUUCAGAUCGUGAGACAAAAUGUACAACAGAAACUUACUUUGUCUUGAUCCACUCCUCUGUGCUGUUACAACCAUAUCCCUUCAGUGCUUAACCCACUCCCUAGAAGCCUCCGGCAUUGUGGGGGAAAUGAAUCCUGAUUUAGCCCUACUUGCAGGAGGAUUGCAGCCUUCCUGGGUGAUGAAUGUAACAUCAGGCUUAACAGGGUUAAGUUUUUCAGCAGUAUUGCACGUUAAGAACAUAGCUGAUUCGGUUGUAGUGUAACAUCCCUUGAAGAUCAUUGAUGAUUCCUAGGGUUGGAAGGGGCCUCAAGGAUUGUCAAGUCCCAUCCCCCUGAGAUCUCUCUCCGUACCACCAUGCCUCCCGUGCUCCUGCAGCCUUCUCUGGAACAGCAGAGAACCGAUGGUGCUAAGAUCCUCACUGGUGUCAUUAAGCAUAGUGUUUUUUUCAUUAGAAAAAUGGAUGUACUACAACUGGAUGCAGUUCAGAUUUUUCACCUGUGUAGGUGACAAUGUGAAAAAUAUUUUUGGACUUGCUGAACAGCUGAAACAGUAGUGUAUGUGAAACUUCUGUAACGGUUUAAAGUGCCUUCACGUGUAAAUAUAUAUUAUAUAAUAAAGAUAUUUUAACCCGA